AUGUCUGAAACAUCGUCGAAGCCAGAUGGCAAAGAACCAAUGGCGAAAAGGGGCAGAAAAGAGUCGGGUAUGUCAACAGAGCAGGAGUUCCUGCAACAGGCCACAAGACGUAGCGAAAGCAGAGGGCGUCAAUCUAUGCAUCCAAGGUCAAAACAUAACAACAGGGACGAUUUUCUCGCAUUGGCACGUGUAUACCCGGUACUGAAGAGGCAUAUGGUACCCAACCCAAAGUGGAAGUCACCCAUGCCAAAACAUCUCAUGUAUCACUAUGACUUCACACACCCAGAUGCUGUUUACCAUCUCUCCAAGGCAAUUUUAAGUAGUGUCUACAGCAUAGACUUCUACCUGCCCUGCGGAUGCCCAAACAGUUCUUGUGAUCCGUAUCUUCAAACAGAGUGCGGAGAUGAGGAAUGCGAUUCAUCUGCGCGCGACUCAGAUACAUUCGAAAUCCAGAGGUAUCUGGCACCGUGUGUUCCUGGCAGGGCCAAUUACAUACACUAUGUCGCCGAUUUGCUACACCUCGCAUACAAUUUUCCCGAUCCACCACCAGAUGGACUCGAGACUAUCAAACCCGAUGCAACAACGCUAAAAAGAGAAUCAAUUCUAAGAGGAGAACAGAUCAAAGUGUUGGAUAUCGGUACCGGUGCAAAUUGCAUAUAUCCGCUCUUGGGAGUUGCCGAAUACGGCUGGAGCUUCAUUGCAUCGGAUAUCGAUGCAGAGGCACUCAACUUUGCGAAGCAUAACUUACAACUCAAUAGCAUGCUUGGACUAGUCGAACUCAGACAUCAGAAAGAAUCUCUGAGGAUGUUUAAAGGUGUCCUUAUGCCGCAUGAGUUUGUGCACCUUACCAUCUGUAAUCCACCAUUUCAUGCGAGCAUAGAACAGGCUAACAUGAACCCACGUGUGAAUACUUCUGGUACGCUGAACGAACUAGUAUUCAGACACGAUGACAUUACAACAUUCUCUAUAGAUGGUACCGAUGCGCAGAAUCUACUCAAAAGCAAAUUUGCCGUUACAGGUCAGGUGAAUUACACUUUCUCCGCUGACCCGGCUGAACAGGGAGAACUUGCGUUUAUUGAAAUUAUGUUGGUGGAAAGUCGAUUUUGUGUACACAAUGUGCUCUGGUUCACUUCACUUGUUGCAAGACUGUCAACGCUCAAACGUAUCAAGAGUCACAUACAAUCUGAUAUGCGGCAGUAUCAUGCAUCUAAUACAAACCAAAUUGCAUAUCUCGACGCCAGAGUAGAUGAUCUGGUUAAGCGACAUGGCGAUUCAGUGGUUAUCGACGACGAUGUUCGUGUCGAGGUUUCUCAGCUGCACGCCUGUGAGUUCAGGACAUUUACCCUGAACCAGGGUAAACAGACGCGAUGGGUUAUAGCCUGGACAUAUUUCAAUGCAGCACAGAGGUACAAAGUACUUAAGAAGUUGUACAACUAA
This is a messenger RNA of Babesia sp. Xinjiang, 1437 nucleotides long. RefSeq names its product Ribosomal RNA large subunit methyltransferase F (gene rlmF). The transcript has a single exon. The record is from RefSeq and is a predicted model, not a curated record. Gene Ontology annotation, biological process: rRNA base methylation. NCBI's taxonomy places the organism in Eukaryota, Apicomplexa, Aconoidasida, Piroplasmida, Babesiidae. Bases 1 to 1437 code for a protein of 478 amino acids. Gene Ontology annotation, molecular function: 23S rRNA (adenine(1618)-N(6))-methyltransferase activity. Gene Ontology annotation, cellular component: nucleus.